CCCGUAACAUUGUCCGUGUCCCCCUCCCUCCCCUCCCCGGGCCGCAGCAGCAGCAGCUCCUCAAACACACGGGGGGAGAGAGAGAGAGAGAGAGAUCAUCGGCUGCAGGGACUGCUCACUGGGCAGAGGGAUCGGGGAGAUGGCGGUAGUGGCCGGGCCGGAGAUCAAUGCGCGGCUGCUGAGUGACUGGGGAACCCGCUGCGGCCCUCGGGCCUGAUUAUUGGCGCCUCAGGCAGUGACAGAGCGGAGAGAAGAUGUCGGGGGAGGUGCGUCUCAGGCAGUUGGAGCAGCUCAUUCUGAACGGGCCGGGCCGGGGGGGAUCCCUGAGUGUGGAGAGUCUGCUGGACUCGCUCCUGUGUCUGUACGAUGAGUUCUCCGCGUCUCCGCUCCGCAGGGACAAACACAUCCACGACUACAUCCAAUGGGCCAAACCAUUUGCCCUGAAAGUGAAGCAGAUGCGACUGCAUAAAGAAGACUUUGAAAUUUUAAAAGUUAUCGGCAGAGGAGCCUUUGGUGAGGUUGCUGUGGUCAAGUUGAAGAAUGCAGAUAAAGUGUUCGCCAUGAAGAUCCUGAAUAAGUGGGAGAUGCUGAAAAGAGCAGAGACGGCUUGUUUCCGAGAGGAGCGGGACGUACUGGUGAAUGGAGACAGUCAGUGGAUCACUACCUUGCACUACGCCUUCCAAGAUGACAGCAAUUUGUAUCUUGUAAUGGAUUACUACGUUGGAGGAGACCUGCUCACAUUGCUCAGUAAGUUUGAGGACCGGCUGCCAGAAGACAUGGCUCGUUUCUACCUAGCAGAGAUGGUUUUGGCCAUCGACUCGGUUCACCAACUCCACUAUGUCCACAGGGAUAUCAAACCUGAUAACAUCUUACUGGAUAUGAAUGGACACAUCCGAUUGGCUGACUUUGGCUCCUGUUUGAAACUGACGGAGGACGGAACGGUCCAGUCUUCUGUAGCUGUUGGGACUCCCGAUUACAUCUCUCCUGAGAUCCUUCAAGCCAUGGAAGAUGGGAAAGGAAAGUACGGGCCGGAGUGUGACUGGUGGUCCCUGGGGGUCUGUAUGUAUGAAAUGCUGUAUGGCGAAACCCCUUUCUAUGCCGAGUCCUUGGUGGAGACUUAUGGGAAAAUCAUGAACCACAAAGAGAGGUUCCAGUUCCCGACUCAGUUGGCCGAUAUCUCUGAGAACGCAAAGGAUCUCAUUCGUCGGCUCAUCUGUAGCCGCGAGCACCGACUUGGCCAGAAUGGCAUCGAAGACUUUAAGAAUCACCCGUUCUUUGUGGGCAUCGACUGGGAAAACAUACGCAACUGCGAAGCGCCUUAUAUCCCUGAAGUCAGCAGCCCGACCGAUACCUCGAACUUCGAUGUUGACGACGACUGCUUGAAGAACUGUACAGUGGCUUCCGUUCCUUCGCCCACUUACUCCAUAGAUUUAGAGCCUGAUCUCCAAGCAGAAGGUCUGACCGAGCCCAAUCCGAACACCCAGCACCCCGUGGCCGAGACUAUGCCACCCCCGACUCACACCGGCUUCUCUGGGCACCACCUUCCGUUUGUUGGAUUUACCUACACAAGCAACUGUGUACUUUCAGAUCGGAGCACUUUAAGAGACGCAUCUGGGACAUCCAAUACUGAUCUCAACGCCACUGUCCAACGAACACUAGAAGACCGCUUAGCCACCGAAGCAUAUGAGAGACGCAUCCGGCGUCUGGAACAGGAGAAGGUGGAACUGACUAGGAAGCUUCAAGAAUCCACUCAGGCCGUUCAGGCCCUCCAGAACUCGGCAGUCGAUGGGCCAGUCACUGCAAGCAAAGACUUGGAAAUCAAAUCUUUAAAGGAAGAGCUAGACGAGCUGAAAACUCUGGGUACAGGUGCCAACCAACUCAACCAACAACUGGAGAAGUCGAGUUUAACACGGCUGGAUAUCGAGGAAUUCUCCCGACAAAUCAAAGUGUUUGAGAAACAAGUGAAAGUUCUGAAGCAAGAGAAGGAGGAUCUGAACAAGGAUUUGGUGGAUUCCGGUGAGAAGAUGAAGACCCAAACAAAAGAGCUGAAGGAGGCGCAGAGCCAAAGGAAACAGACCUUGCAGGAAAUGGCAGAGCUUAAUGAACGACUUACUGAACUGCGCUCCCAAAAGCAGAAAUUUGUGAGGCAGCUCCGUGACAAGGAAGAGGAGAUGGAGGCAAUGACACAGAAGCUCGAAGGCUUGAGGCAAGAUCUUCGCCGGGUGGAAAGAGCUAAAAAAGAGUUUGAAGCCCAAGUAGAAUCUGUUGCCUCCGAGGCCUCCAAGGACAGGAAACUGCGAGAGAAGAGCGAGCAAUACAACAAGCAGCUGGAGAGCGAAUUGGAGGGACUGAAACUGAAACAUGUCGGCCGCUCUCCAGGGGUCAGCAAUUCCGAGCACCAGCAGGAGAUCGCCAAGCUGAAGACGGAUCUGGAAAAGAAAAACGUCUUCUAUGAAGAGGAGUUUGCCAAGAGGGAAGCGCUGCACUCCAGUGAAAUCAAGAACCUGAAGAAGGAGCUGCGGGACGCAGAGAGCCAACAACUGAACCUCAACAAAGAGAUCUUGGUUCUGAAAGACAAGCUGGACAAGACUCGCAGGGAAAGCCAGAGUGAAAGGGAGGAGUUUGAAGCUGAAAUGAAGCAGAAAUUUGACCGUGAGCGGCUCCUGUUAAUGGAGGAAAACAAAAAGCUUUCCAAUGAGCUGGACAAGCUUAGCACCAUGUUUGAAAAAAUGAGCAUCAAUAACCGGCAUCUGGAGGAAGAGAUGAGAGACCUGGCUGACAAGAAAGAGUCAGUGGCGCAGUGGGAGGCCCAGAUCACUGAAAUCAUUCAAUGGGUGAGUGACGAGAAAGACGCACGGGGCUACCUACAAGCUUUGGCUUCCAAGAUGACUGAAGAGUUGGAUUCCCUGCGGAAUUCUAGCCUGGGUGCCAAGUCUACUGACAUGCCGUGGAAAAUGCGACGCUUUGCCAAACUGGACAUGUCUGCCAGGCUGGAACUACAGUCAGCGCUGGAUGCAGAAAUCAGAGCCAAGCAGGUCAUACAGGAGGAACUGAAUAAAGUCAAGGCUGCAAUUAUCACCACUGAAUGCAAACUGCAAGAGUCUGAGAAGAAAAAUCAAGAUCUGACAGCAGAAAACGAGAAACUGAAGUGGGAGACGGAAGAGCUGAGGUCAGAAAAAGGUGUCAAACACCAGGAGUCCCAGAAUUCCUUCCUGGCUUUCCUGAAUGCACCGACCUCUGUGCUUGACCAUUUUGAACGAUCUCCGUCCAGCAAUGCCUCCAGCAAAGGCAGACGUAUGGACUCUGUGGAUAACUUCACCCUUUCCAACACGCCAUCACGCGACGAGGAUGUCAAAUCCCAAGCCCCUUCCCACUCCAGAUCUCCCUCUACCAUGAGCGACAUCGAGCCUGCAGAGGAAACAGAUCAUCGGUCAGUUCAGACACCAACUAAGAGGGCCUCCUACCUGAACUCUGGAUCGUCUGCCCCUAAGCCAAAAGCCCAUCAGUUUGUAGUGAAGACUUUCAACGGGCCUACAAAAUGCAGCCAGUGCACGUCGCUGAUGGUUGGGCUGAUACGUCAGGGCUGUACCUGUGAAGUGUGCGGAUUUUCCUGCCAUGUUACUUGUGCUGAUAAAGCCCCAGCAGUCUGCCCCAUCCCUGCUGACCAGACAAAGGGACCCCUGGGGAUAGAUCCCCAGAAAGGAAUUGGAACAGCGUAUGAAGGUCAUGUUAAAGUGCCCAAGCCAGCCGGUGUCAAGAAGGGUUGGCAGAGAGCAAUGGCAGUCGUAUGUGAUUUCAAGCUUUUCCUGUAUGAGAUAGCGGAGGGCAAAUCCUCCCAGCCCAGCUGUGUAGUGAGUCAAGUUAUUGAUAUGAGGGAUGAAGAAUUUGCAGUAAGUUCUGUUCUGGCUUCUGAUGUCAUCCAUGCCAAUCGCAAGGACAUCCCGUGCAUUUUUAGGGUUACAGCUUCUCAGCUCUCAGCAUCAAUCAACAAGUGCUCUAUCCUAAUUCUGGCCGACAGCGAGAGUGAGAAGGGAAAGUGGGUUGGGGUGCUGAACGAACUGCACCGGAUCCUUAAGAAGAAUAAGCUGAAAGACCGGUCAGUCUACAUCUCUAAAGAGGCCUACGACAGCACUUUGCCGCUCAUCAAGAACACUCAGUCGGCUGCUAUAUUGGAUCACGAACGAAUAGCACUGGGCAACGAGGAGGGACUGUUUGUUGUACACGUCACAAAAGACGAGAUUAUUCGUGUUGGAGAUAACAAGAAAGUUCACCAGGUUGAGCUUAUCCCCAACGAGCAGCUCAUUGCAGUAAUAUCGGGAAGGAAUCGCCAUGUCCGCCUUUACCCGAUGAUAUCCCUGGAUGGGAGAGAGACGGAAUUCUAUAAACUGGUUGAAAGUAAAGGCUGCCAGGGCAUUGUAUCUGGGCAGGUGCACCACGGGGCCCUCACGUGCUUAUGUGUGUCCAUGAAAAGACAGGUUCUCUGUUAUGAACUCAACCAAAGCAAGACACGCCACAAAAAGAUCAAGGAGAUCCAGGUUCCGGGAAAUGUUCAGUGGAUGGCUAUUUUUAACGAACGCCUGUGUGUGGGUUUUCAGUCGGGAUUUAUUCGGUAUCCUUUGCAUGCUGAUGGGAGCCCGUAUAGCCUUCUCCAUUCAGAAGACCACACACUGUCUUUCAUCACGCAGCAACCUACGGACGCCAUUUGUGCAGUUGAAAUCUCAAAUAAGGAAUACCUGCUGUGUUUUAGCAGCGUUGGGGUUUACGUCGACUACCAGGGUCGAAGGUCACGGCAACAGGAGCUAAUGUGGCCUGCAGUUCCUUUGUCUUGCUGCUACAACGCGCCGUACCUCUCCGUAUACAGUGAGAACGCAGUGGAUGUGUUUGAUAUUACCUCCAUGGAGUGGAUUCAGACAAUACCGCUUAAGAAGGUGCGCCCAUUAAAUUCGGAGGGUUCCCUCAAUCUCCUGGGCUUGGAGACCAUACGCCUCAUAUAUUUUAAAAAUAAAAUGGCAGAAGGGGAUGAGCUGGUUGUACCUGAGACAUCAGACAAAAGUCGGAAGCAGAUGGUUAGGAACAUGAACAACAAGAGACGCUACUCGUUCCGUGUGCCGGAGGAGGAGAGGAUGCAGCAGAGGAGGGAAAUGUUGCGACACCCAGAAAUGAGAAACAAAUUGAUUUCCAACCCAACCAAUUUUAACCACAUAGCGCACAUGGGCCCCGGAGACGGUAUCCAAAUCCUGAAAGAUUUGCCAAUGCCUCGAUCCCCCUAUCCAUCCCCCCUCCGCCAUCAGUCCAGCCUGAUCUCCACACCGAGCAACUUUGAGCACGUCUAUCACAUGACUGUAAAUUCAGCUGAAAAUUUCCUCUCUUCCGACUCAGUAAACCUUGCCUCCUCUUCCUCCUCCUCCCCGUCUCUCAGUGCUACCCCUGGCUCCCUCAGGAACCUCCGGCAGCAAGACAGUCGUUCACUGUUCAGUGGCUCGGUCAGUAUUCCGUCAAUCACAAAAUCACGCAUGGAACAUGGCCGCUCAAUGAGUGCCAGCAGUGGCCUGGCUGCCAGGUCGUCGCAGAACGGCAGCGCUUUACGGAGGGACCUUUCUGGUGGCAGUUACGGGGCAAAACUCCAGCCAAUGACAUCGCCGUCUGAUGGAUCCUUGUCUUCGGGUGGACUUGACCAAGGAAGUGAUGCGCCAGCCAGAGACUUUGAGCGAGAGGACUCAGACUCUCCAAGGCAUUCGACAGCUUCCAACAGCUCCAACCUCAGCAGCCCCCCGAGCCCCACGUCCCCGCACAAGACUAAGAGCAGCUCAUUGGAGAGUUCAGAUCACGCCAGUUGGGAAGCAUGAACUUCUUCCACCUUCUUCUCCUCGUCGGCCGCAAGUUUCUCCAAGCAAACCCAGGACCUCAGACAGGUUGCCCUGGACCAUUGGCACUGAACCUCAGACUGGCGCAAGUCAGAGCGUUGGGGAACAGAUUGGAGAUGUGGUUGAUUCUUCCUUGGUUUACAUGUGGUUUAUUUGCUACCGACACAGGGGGCCACGUAAAGGCCACGAUGAAGCAAAAUGCUACACGCAACAUGAAUGAACACUGGUCGCGUGUGUUUUGUGGGGGGGGGUGAUGAUCAGCACUGUCACCUGACCUCUCCAAGGAGAACCAAUCAGGAGCAUGAGCCCAUCCUUAGUGGGUCUCCCCUUAUGUCAUCCAUAAUGUAUUUUACUACACAGAGAAUUUAGUCUAAAUAGUACGUGUGUGUAUAUAUAUAAAUAUAUGUCAUGUAUUCCCUUUGAGGAUAGUCAUAUUUAAAGAAAAAGAGAGAGAAAUGUUGUUAUUUUAUCAAUGAAUUGUUUGCUUCCAUAUGGAUCAUGUAUAAAGCAGUUUAUUGGAGCAGAGCCCCCGGGAAUCUCCCUAAAUCAGCUUCUCUUCUGUACAAUCACUCGCUAUUACACUCUGCUCCAUGAGCUUAGUCUGACCGUGGGACACCUCUUAGUCAGGGCCAUACAUCUGAGUCACAUGACUUCAAGCCAAAGUCACAUGUAGCCACUUGAGUCGGAUCGGCCCAUUGAGAAACCGGGAGAAGUCCUGGUGGGCUCUGGUGUUUCAGGUUCACCCAACCAAUGGGCUUGUGUGCCUAUAUUGUGUCCAUUCUCUAUUUGUAUAUGAGAACAUGGCAGGGAGGAUAGAGUAGAAAGGUUUAAGGAUUUCUGGUGGGUCCCAGGCACCCCAGUCCCAAACUGGAGGAAAACGCUGCUGUGGUGCUGUGAGCCUUUUACUUAUCCAUAGAGAUAUGGAACCUACACGUCACCCAUCUCUUGUUGGCCUGGCACCCAGCAGCGGGCGCAGCCUUGGAACUAAAGAUACACGGAUGCCAAACUUCCUAUAAACCAAACCAAGGUUUUAGGUGCAAAUAGCAAUUCUCCAGUGGAAAAUAAAAUGCUAUUUCUCAGGAUUAAAAAAAGAGGAGACCACUAUUUUUGAAUAUUUGUGGAUUUCUGUUGUUCCUGCACAUAUCUACAGAAUGGGAUCUGCCACAGUUAUAUGGGGAGGGGGGGGAGAUACAGAGUUGUCUGGUUGAACGAAUCUUAUAGUUUUGUAAUGGAUCAGAAUUUUAAUAACAGGAAGGCCGAGUGAGGGAUCAGACGGUACCAAACGGUCCAGAACAGUAAAAAACUAAAAUUGAGUAAUUAGCAGAUUUGGACUGGUACUGACACCCCUAACAGUGUGUUGCCUUCAGUUCAUGUGCCUGCAGCGAACCAAAGCAGAACUGGGCCCGGUUUCUUCUGGUGCUAUUCGCCCGCUUGUGCCCGACUCCCUGCGCAGAACUAUACGACUCCACUAAGUGCUUCUAAUGUUGCUAUAGGAGAAAGCCCCUCCCUCCACGCCGGUAGCUCGUUGUAUACACAAUCUCGGCUUUGUUCUUCCUAUUUAUUUAUUUAUUGUAACUAUUUUUUUUAAUUGUCUUGUGUU
Molecule: messenger RNA, 7464 nt
Organism: Xenopus laevis (African clawed frog)
Lineage: Eukaryota; Metazoa; Chordata; Amphibia; Anura; Pipidae
Gene: cdc42bpa.S
Product: CDC42 binding protein kinase alpha S homeolog
Exons: 40
Coding region: 255-5846 (1863 amino acids)
Biological process (GO): actomyosin structure organization; cytoskeleton organization
Cellular component (GO): cytoskeleton; cytoplasm; actomyosin
Molecular function (GO): nucleotide binding; kinase activity; ATP binding
Source: RefSeq, a predicted model, not a curated record